AGUAGAUUCUUCAGGAUGGGCAUCUGGGCCCCACCCCGACUCCUGGAGCUGGCCGGCCAGAGCCUGCUGCAGAAUGAGGCGUUGGCCAUCGCGGCCCUGGAGGAGCUGCCCAUCGAGCUCUUCCCACCGCUGUUUACGGCGGCCUUUGCCGGGAGGCACACCCAGGUCGUGAAGGCGAUGGUGCAGGCCUGGCCCUUCCCCUGCCUCCCGCUGGGGGCCCUGAUGAAGGACCACCAGCCUCAUCUGGAGACCUUCCAGGCUGCACUUGACGGCCUGGACGUCCUGCUUGCUCAGGAGGUCCGCCCCAGGCGGUGGAAGCUGCAGGUGCUGGACUUGCGCCGGAACGCGCACCAGGACUUCUGGAUCGUGUGGUCCGGCAUCAAGGCCAGCAUGUGCUCGCUGCUGGAGCCCGAGCCGGCCGAGCCCAUGCAGAAGAGGCGCAGAGUGGAGGGUUCGAUGGCGGGGCUGAAGCCGGCGCGGGCCCCCGUGGAGGUGCUGGUCGACCUGUGCCUCAAGGAGGACACGCUGGACGAGACCCUCAGCUGCCUGCUGAAGAAGGCCAAGCAGAGGAGGGGCCUGCUGCGCCUGCGCUGCCAGAAGCUGCGCGUCUUCGCCAUGCCCGUGCAGAGCGUCAGGAGGGUCCUGAGGGCGGUGCAGCUGGACUCCGUCCAGGACCUGGAGGUGAACUGCACCUGGAAGCUGGCCACGCUGGGCAGGUUCGUGCUGCAGCUGGGCCGCAUGGGCAGCCUGCGUCGGCUGCUGCUCUCGAACAUCCACGUGUUGCCGCACACCGCCGCCGACCAGGAGGAGCACUGCGUCGGCCAGCUCACCGCCCAGUUCCUGAACCUGCCCCACCUGCAGGAGCUCUACCUGGACUCCAUCUCCUUCCUCGAGGGCCGCCUGCAUCAGGUGCUCAGGUGCCUGAAGACCCCGCUGGAGACCCUGUCGAUCACCAACUGCCUGAUUUCAGACUCGGACCUGAAGUACCUGUCGCAGUGCCCAAGCGUCAGCCUGCUGAAGGACCUGGGCCUCAGUGGGGUCAGCUUGACCAGCCUCAACUUGGAGCCCCUGCAGGUCCUGAUCGAGAGAACCUCGGCCACCCUGCAGGACCUGGACCUGGACGAGUGUGGCAUCAUGGACUCCCAGCUCAGCGCCCUCCUGCCUUCCCUGAGCCGCUGCUCCCAGCUCACCACCUUCAGCUUCUGUGGCAACCCCAUCUCCAUGGCCGUGCUGGAGAGCCUGUUGCAGCACACCGUGGGGCUGAGCAGGCUCAGCCACGUGCUCUACCCCGCGCCCCUGGAGAGCUACGAGGAUGUGCGCGGCACCCUGCACCUGGGCCGCCUGGCCCAGCUGCACGCCCGGCUCAGGCAGCUGCUCUGCGAGUCGGGGCGGCCCGGCAUGGUCUGGUUCAGCGCCAACCCCUGUCCGCACUGCGGCGACCGGACCUUCUACGACCCGGAGCCCCUCCUCUGCCCCUGCUGCAUGCCCACCUAG
Dama dama (fallow deer) is the source of this 1494-nucleotide messenger RNA. It is a transcript of the gene PRAME, whose product is annotated as PRAME nuclear receptor transcriptional regulator. The coding region runs from base 16 to 1494 and encodes 492 amino acids. Lineage: Eukaryota; Metazoa; Chordata; Mammalia; Artiodactyla; Cervidae. Gene Ontology annotation, cellular component: cytoplasm. The transcript is spliced from 3 exons. The record is from RefSeq and is a predicted model, not a curated record. Gene Ontology annotation, biological process: negative regulation of cell differentiation; negative regulation of apoptotic process; positive regulation of cell population proliferation.